GAGAUGGUGGCUGUGUUGUCCGAGAGCGGCCGCGGCCCCCGCAACCUUGCGGGCCCGCCGGGCUUCUGGGGAGAGGCCCCGGGCGGCGCCCCGUCCCCCUUCGACGCGCCGCCAACGGAGUGGCGCGGGGCCGGGCCAGCCGCCAGCGCAAGUGGCGACUUGUUCCUCGGCGAGGUGGUGGCCGCGGCGGCCCAGCAGGACACCAAGGCCCUCGAGAAUCUCACCUCCCACUGGGACCCGACGGACCAGCUCCGCACCUUAGUGAAGCAGUCCAAGCAGGGAGAGCCGCUGCGCUCCCUGGAGCCGGACGAGGCUGCCCUCCGCGCGGCCGCGUCGGCCCGCAAGGCCGGGCGCUUCCUGGCUUACCCAGAGCAAGGCCGACGACGCCUGCCGUUUGCAGCGUCCGGUGGCGCAGACGUUCUGCCGCGAACUCCCUCGCCUCUGGGCCGCCGCCCUAGCAGGGUGUCGUGGGGGGACGUGCUCAAUUACGUCGGACAGGUGGCCGCCGCCGUCAACGACAAGGCCGUGCCGCAGCACGUCGCCGAGCAGGCUGCCGCCUUCUACUCUUCUCGGGUGCUGUUCGAGGCUUACUCGAGCAGCAAACGGAGGGAGGGCGACGAGGAGGGCCGGGGCAACGCCAGCUCCGUCCUCGGCGAGCUCGACUGGAGCCGCCUCGCCCGCUGCCAGACGGAGGUCAAGCAGGCCGGCGCCGCCGCGCCCGCCGCGUCCGCGGCCGCUUGCCAGGGCGGCCUGGCGUUUCCGUGCCGGCGCUUCCUCUUCGGGCAGUGCCCCAAGCAGGAGGCCUGCCAGUUUCGCCACGGGUGCCCUCUCUGCCGCGCCACAGGCCCGGGCUCGCGCAAGUGCCUAGCGGGCCACCUCGAGCAGAACGACUUCUCGCGCAGGGGCGGCAGCGGCGGCAAGGGCGGACCCAAGGACUGGCCGAGGGGCCGCAGCCGGACGCCGCCGGCGCGCGGCCGCGACGGCCAUGCGAUGAGGGGCGCGUCCGGAGGCGAGGGCGAAGCCUUCACCGUUGCCCGCGGUUGGGUCGCCGACUCCACAGUGGCCGUUCACCCGCGGGGCGCCGUCACCACGGUGCCUUCGCGGGGACUGCCGCCCGCGCAGCACCUGCGGGUGGCCCUGCAGUUGGCCGCCGCAGGAAACCACCCGCUUAAUCAGCUCCCGGUGAUAGCAGAGAGCACGGCGUGCGCGCUGUCAGCGCAAUUUCGUUUCGGCGCAGGCAUCGACGAGGUGCGCCUGAAACGGUUGGCCUUGUUAAAAGUGUGGAAGCGGGAACUUGAGGUCAGCCAGCAAAGCCUGGCCGCCUCGGUGGACCCUGCCCUCCGGGGGCUCGCUAGCAAGCCCACCCUUCUCUUCCUCCGCCUCCUGCGCCUCAUCGGGUCCCCGGCGGUGCAGUUUUUAGAGAACAUGCACCGGGGCCUGCCCGACACGGGGUGGUCGGUCGAGCAGCUGCUGGCGCACUCUGCAGGGCGCAACGCAGAGCUGGUGGAUCGCGUGCGCAGGAGCCACCCGCGCGCGGCCGAGGUCUGGGAGCAGGGCGCCCAGGCGGAGGCCACUGGCUCGCUGGGGCCCGCCUGGCCUGUUGAGCAGUUCCAGAGCGGCGCUGGCGGCGGGGCGGAUGUCGCUUUCUGCGGCAAGUUCGCCGUCUGCCAAAAACGGUGGUCGGAGGACGAGUCCGGCCAGGCGUCCUGUUCCACGGAAAUCAGGGCGUGCGCCGACGCAUCCGACUCGCCAGGCGGUUGCUGCUUUAAUUUAAUUUGGGCGGCGGCCGAGCGCAUAGUGUGUUCAGACAGCGAGGUGAUUCUUGCACGGAUGGUCGCCUCGCAGAGAGCUUUCGGCGUGCCCCCAGUGGGGUGCAAAGAUGAUUUUUUACGCGAAGCUUACCACCAGGUCGGGCGCCGCCGCGACCCGGUCAGGGUGGCGCAACUUUUCUGGCACCCUCGCGACAAAUGCGUGGUCGGCCGGGAGCUGCUGUCCCAGGACUUCGGCACAGGUGGUGCAGUAACCAACUCAAACGUUGUUUUUCGGAGUCUCCGGGAUAUGUUUAACCGGCGGUUUUACAUUAAUGCCGAUAACUACCUCGACGACUUCUGGUCGUGGGAGCCGCCCUUUUGCGCAGCGUCUGCCCGGUUUGUCACCAGAGAGGUGCUUAAGGUCCUCGAGUACGGCACUAACGAGGCUAAGGCCACGCAUGGCCUCACGAUCCCUUUGUUGGGGCUGGUUUUUAGUUCUCGCGCAGAGGGCCCCCUCGUCGGCAACCCCAGUUGCAGGCAGGGGCCGCUAGCUUUGGAGCGUGAGGACCUGGCGCGCAGCCGCCCGCAGGCGGGCCCAGCGUCCACUUGCAUAGGGAAAUUAGUUUUUGCGUCGCGGGGCCUUCAGGGCAAGGCCGGCGCGCGCGCCAGGCGUCCACUGUUCGAGGCUUUAGGGAAAAUCGAAGCCAUCCAAAGGACGGGCUCCUGGCCGCCUCAGGUGCAAGUUCCCCUACACCUCUGGGCGGAGCUGCUCAGGCGGGGGCCCCCACGCGCAGUGCCCCUGGCGCCCGCUGGAGCCCCAGUCGCUGUGCUGUAUGGCGACGCCGCCAUGAGCGCGAGCAGAGGCGCCGCUACGUUGGCCAUCCCAGC
Molecule: messenger RNA, 2639 nt
Organism: Prorocentrum cordatum
Lineage: Eukaryota; Dinophyceae; Prorocentrales; Prorocentraceae
Source: the annotation of a GenBank genome assembly